Messenger RNA from Cuscuta europaea, 1432 nucleotides. NCBI's taxonomy places the organism in Eukaryota, Viridiplantae, Streptophyta, Magnoliopsida, Solanales, Convolvulaceae. The record is from the annotation of a GenBank genome assembly.
GAACGUUUAGAAACGGAAAUAGAUUGUGGAUAAGCCUCUGUUUCUCCUCGACCUCAAACACCAUGAUUUCUCUCACCGUGAAUGCUCCAAUGCCGCCGUUACUCUCUUCCGAAUUCCUCCCAUCUCCACUGGCGCCCACCAUCUUCCACAAACCCACUCUCUCGCCUAGAACAAUCACCGCUCUCAUUAUCCCGCCCUCCUCUGGCCAAAAACUGCCGGAGCAAAAACAGCUCUACCAACCUUUCCGGCCACCUCCUUCUCCAAUACCUUCCAAGUACCGAUCUCUUGAUACAAACUCCCGCCUCGAAAUCCUCACAAACCGCCUGGGGCUAUGGUUCGAAUAUGCUCCUCUGAUUCCUUCACUGAUCCAGGAAGGCUUCCCGCCUUCCACAAUCGAAGAAAUCACCGGAAUUUCCGGAAUCGAGCAGAACUGCCUCGUCGUAGCUUCGCAGGUGCGUGAGUCUCUCCUGAAUUCCAAAAUUGACGCGGCUACGCUGUCGUUUUUUGACUCCGGCGGCGCCGAGUUGCUUUACGAGAUUCGCAUCCUCAGCGCCGCCCAGCGUGCAGCGGCGGCGGAUUUCAUUGUGAAGAACCGUUCCGACGCGAAGCAAUCGCAGAAUUUAGCGAGAGCGAUGAAAGAUUUCCCGUUGAGGCGCGUUGACCGCGGGUGGGCGAUGUUCGACGCGGAGUCUCCGGGAGAUUGCCUUGCUUUCAGUUACUUCAGACAGGCGAUAGAGUACGAAGCGGCUUCGCAGGAGGAGCUCAGGCGGCAAUCUCUGCAGAAGGCAAUGGAGUUUGUGCUGUCUGAUUCAGCAAGAGCUUUACUGGCGGAGGAGGAUGAGGAGGGGAAUGUGGGAGGGAACGAAAGAGUUGUGAAGGAGGAGGAGGUGAAAGUGCCGUUGGUGAGAAUGCAAUUGGGGGAGGUGGCAGAAUCGACAGAGGUGGUAAUCUUACCAGUGUGCCAGGCGGAAGAGGAGGCGGAGGUUGAGGAGGCACCGUGGAAUUGCGGAGGAGUUGGGGGUUUCGGAAUAGUGGAGGCCGAGAAAGAGUGGAAGAGAUGGGUGGUUCUACCGGGAUGGAAGCCGAUAGCAGGACUAGAGAGAGGCGGAGUUGCGGUGAGAUUUAAGGAUGGGCGGAUUUUGCCAUGGAAAGAGAGCAAGGAGGAGCCAAUUCUGGUGGUGGCUGAUCGGCGGAGGAAAGAGGUGGUUGGAAACAGCAGCUUAUACUUGGUCGUUGGAGGUGGAGAUGGGUGUUCAAAAGCGGGUUUGAUGGUGGAGAGCGGAGGGAAAUUGAAGGAAAAUGGGGUUACUGAAAGUUUGGGUGUGGUAGUUUUGGUGGUAAGACCUCCCGGGGAGGAUUAGGAGGAUAUAGCUUUUCACGUGUAUUGUUGCUAAAUACUGAGUUUUUUUUCGAAUUGAUGUUAAUUAAUUAA